AAGGUUCACUUUCGUACGACUCUCCGAACAGUUCACACCAUUUUUCAUUGCUUUGUAAAAUAAUACAAAUAUUUUAGCUCUUUACACCAACACCAACUCGAAAUUUAGCAAAGUAAUUAUUUUAACGCAAGACAAUGCUGCUGGUGCAAGUUGUUUUAAAGAAUGGAAAACCUCUGGAAAUUGAGCCAAUGCUAUUCGAAAUGAAGAAAACUGAUAAUAUUCUGGUGCUAAGGCAGAAGCUGGAGCCCAUUCUGGCGAUUCCUCUAUACGAGUUGAGCAUCCGCAAGUCUCACAGCAGACUUCCGGACCAGAAAGUAAUGUCCGACAUCUUGGGUGCGAGCGAUUAUAAUGCAGAGCUCGCCAUAUACCACAAGCGCUCUUUAGUGGCCUUCGCCCGCUUCUAUAAGCAGGCGUUUAAGGAUGGGAAGCCCCUGGAGAAGAUGUUCUGCGUUAGGACUAGGAGCCGCAGCAGCCGGCGAUAGGACGAUCGGCUCAGGUCGCUACCUCGAGCUUAGACGUAAAGGAAGAGCCGCCCUUCUGCAGGCUACAGAUGUUCUAAAAUUUAGUUGUCAAAAAUUUAAUGUUAAAGUUUGGCUUUCUUAAUGGGAACCCAAAAGGGGCCAUGUUUAAAAAUGUAUCGUUAAAGCUGGAAUCGAACUGCUGUGCUGUGUACUUGUCACGGGCUUGGAACGUGUUACCAAGACAACGAGCUGUCUUUCUGGCCACUGGUAUCAUGGGUCAUCGAACAAACAAGCCAAGAAGGCUUCGCGAAUUUUCCCAAAAGGCAAGUUGGAGUCGGAGCUGGAGCACGGACUGGAGGCCAGGCGGCGGAUAUGAAGUUCCUGCUGAAGAAAUGCCUUCGCAAGAAGGCGCCGGAGAUGAAGCCCGGGGCCAUCCUAGACGCCGUCAUCUCGCAGUCCUCGGCCACCGCCUGCAAGUGCCUGCUCUACAAGCUGGCGGAUUACAAGAGAGGUGGCGACCUCAUCGACGCCAUCAACUCGGGCGGACUGAUUGCGGUGGAGCAGCUGAUCCGGGAGCAGUUCGGCGUAUUCAUGUACAACGAUGGCAAGGGGCAGGUGAUCAACCGCGCGGAGUUCCUGCGCUGGAAGUACCGCGACCACACCGAGGUGACCAUACCCAUUGAGGCGUCGCUGUCCAUCCACGAUCCGCUGGGCAAGUGGGAGGACCACAAGGCCUGCUGGCAGAUGCAGUACCGCGGCGCCCUGGGCGAGAGUCUGCUCCAUGUGCUGAUCAUCUGCGACUCGAAGGUGCACACAAAGCUGGCGCGGGUGCUGCUCCGCGUGUUCCCCAACCUGGCGCUGGACGUGAUGGAGGGCGAGGAGUAUCUGGGCGCCAGUGCCCUGCACCUGUCCAUCGCCUACAGCAACAACGAGCUGGUGGCUGAUCUGAUCGAGGCCGGCGCGAACAUCAAUCAGCGGGCGAUCGGCAGCUUCUUCCUGCCGCGCGAUCAGCAGCGGGCUCAUCCGGCCAAGAGCACCGACUACGAGGGACUGGCCUACAUGGGUGAGUAUCCCCUGGCCUGGGCCGCCUGCUGUGCCAACGAGAGCGUGUACAACCUGCUGGUGGACUGCGGCUCCGACCCGGAUGCCCAGGACUCCUUCGGCAACAUGAUCCUGCACAUGGUGGUGGUGUGCGACAAGCUGGACAUGUUCGGCUACGCCCUGCGGCACCCCAAGACCCCGGCCAAGAACGGCAUUGUCAACCAGACGGGACUCACUCCGCUCACCCUGGCCUGCAAGCUGGGACGGGAGGAGCUCUUCCGCGAGAUGCUGGAGCUGUCCGCCCGCGAGUUCUGGCGGUACAGCAACAUCACCUGCUCCGGAUACCCCCUCAAUGCGCUGGACACUCUCCUGCCGGAUGGCAGGACCAAUUGGAAUUCCGCUUUGUUCAUCAUCCUAAACGGAACCAAGCCGGAGCAUCUGGACAUGCUGGACGGCGGCAUCAUCCAGCGCCUCCUGGAGGAGAAGUGGAAGACCUUUGCGCAGAACCAGUUCCUCAAGCGCCUGCUCAUCCUGUCCACCCAUCUGCUGUGCCUGUCCGUAUCCGUUUACCUGCGACCCGCCCACAAUGGUGAGGCCGAGGGCGAGGACUCCGAGGUAUCCGAAUCGCUGACAGCCGCCCUUCAGGAGGUGGAGUCGGAGGACGGGAACGAAAACGAUGGGAACAAUGCCCAAACGGUGGCUAGAUACUGCGCAGAGUUUGCCACCUUGGCAGGAGUUCUCAGCUACGUCAUCUUCCAGCAGGGCGACGAAAUCAAGAACCAGGGACUAUCCGCCUUUCUCAAGCAGCUGUCCCAUGCUCCAGCAAAGGCCAUCUUUCUGUUCUCCAACUUGCUGAUCCUGGCGUGCAUUCCGUUUCGCCUGAUUGGUGACACCGAUACCGAAGAGGCCAUCCUGAUCUUUGCUGUUCCGGGCUCUUGGUUCCUGCUGAUGUUUUUUGCAGGUGCCAUUCGGCUGACCGGCCCCUUUGUGACCAUGAUCUACUCCAUGAUCACGGGCGACAUGUUCACCUUUGGCAUUAUCUACUGCAUUGUGCUGUGUGGCUUCUCGCAGGCCUUCUACUUCCUGUACAAGGGCCAUCCCCAGGUGCAGUCCACCAUGUUCAACACCUACACCAGCACCUGGAUGGCCCUCUUCCAAACUACUUUGGGCGACUAUAACUAUCCCGAUCUGAACCAGACCACGUACCCCAACCUCUCCAAGACCGUGUUCAUCAUCUUCAUGAUCUUUGUGCCCAUCCUGCUGCUCAACAUGUUGAUUGCCAUGAUGGGCAACACCUAUGUGACCGUCAUCGAGCAGUCGGAAAAGGAGUGGAUGAAGCAGUGGGCCAAGAUCGUGGUCACCCUGGAGCGUGCGGUGCCGCAGGCGGAUGCCAAGGGCUAUUUGGAGGCCUACUCCAUUCCGCUGGGUCCCUCGGACGAUUCGGGAUUCGAGGUGCGCGGCGUGAUGGUCAUCAAGAGCAAGAGCAAAACGAGGGCCAAGCAGCGCAAGGGAGCCGUCUCCAACUGGAAGCGUGUGGGCCGCGUGACUCUGACGGCGCUCAAGAAGCGCGGGAUGACCGGCGAGGAGAUGCGUCGCCUCAUGUGGGGCCGGGCCUCCAUCUCCAGUCCCGUGAAGGUCGCCAAGCAGAAGCUCAAGGAUCCCUACAACCUGCACGCCGAUUCGGACUUCACCAACGCCAUGGACAUGCUGACCUUUGCCAACGAUCCGGCCUCCUCGAAUGGCAUUGUGCUGCGAACGGUGACAGCUACGGCUCCUGCGCCGCCAGCUCCGGAUCCCUUCAGGGAGCUGAUCAUGAUGUCGGACCAGCGACCGGAGACCCAUGAUCCUCACUACUUCGCCGGCUUGCAGCAGCUGGCCAACAAGGCCUUCGAUUUGGUGGAGCAAACGAUGAAGACGCAGCCGCAAGCACCGGUUUCCCAGCAGAUGGAUCCCUUGCCGGUCGCUACAGCGGGCACAGCAACUCCUGGCGCUCCCACAGCUCAAGAUGUUCCUCCCGACCUAAUGGCCAUGCCCCUGCCCAUCUCCAAUUUGAGCAAUCUGUUCCAGGACCCCAAGGAUAUUGUAGAUCCCAAGAAGCUGGAGGAGUUCAUGGCCAUGCUGGCCGAGGUGGAGACCGAGGAGAGCGACAGCGGUGGUCCCAUUCUGGGCAAGCUUUCGCUGGCCAAGCGGACGCACAAUGCUUUGUCAAAGGCGGAUAUCCGACGGGAGCAGCCGGGAUUCGAGGGUCACAGCCACGGGCAGUUCCAACCCAUGUCCUCGGUGUGGGCGCCGCCUGGUGUGGAUGUGGAUACAGGAUUCCACUUCGAUGAGGCCGUGGCGGAGGAGGUGCUGACCAUCGAGCAGGAAGCCGAGGUGGAGACCGAGGACGGCAAUGGGGGGCAGGACAGUGAGGACAUGCCCACGGCCGAGGAAGUGCACGCCACCAUGAAGCAGUUCCACCUGCGCAAGUGCCAGCCAGCGCAGGACGAGGCCGCUCGUCGGGCCAAAAGUGCUCGCGUUCGUCGAAGGAACAAGGUUUCGCCGGAGCAGAGUGAUGAUCCAGACGAGCGCAGCCAGCGAGGACGAUCGGCUUACAGCCGGAAGGCACAAUCUCCGCCUGAUCCCCUGGAACCGUGGAGCACCCGCGAGCUGCAGGACAUCAACAAGAUCCUGGCCAGAAAGUGAACACAGCGCAGCAGUUUCUGGCACAUAGUCCUUGUUUGCUUAUAAUUGUUUGUCAGAGCUUAGCUUAGUUAGAAGUACAAAUACAUAAUAAACCGCGGAUGCCACGCGAAACGUUAUGCUUUGGACCGGAGGCAUCCGCGUCAUACACUA
This is a messenger RNA of Drosophila biarmipes, 4337 nucleotides long. RefSeq lists its product as uncharacterized. The record is from RefSeq and is a predicted model, not a curated record. The coding region runs from base 834 to 4187 and encodes 1117 amino acids. Gene Ontology annotation, biological process: calcium ion import across plasma membrane. Gene Ontology annotation, molecular function: protein binding; calcium channel activity. The transcript has 12 exons. NCBI's taxonomy places the organism in Eukaryota, Metazoa, Arthropoda, Insecta, Diptera, Drosophilidae. Gene Ontology annotation, cellular component: membrane.